Molecule: messenger RNA, 411 nt
Organism: Postia placenta MAD-698-R-SB12
Lineage: Eukaryota; Fungi; Basidiomycota; Agaricomycetes; Polyporales; Adustoporiaceae
Exons: 3
Coding region: 1-411 (136 amino acids)
Source: RefSeq, a predicted model, not a curated record
AUGGAAGACAUCUGUUACUUUCUAAUUGGCAAAAUCGGCGGUGGUAAGGACCAUGCACGAUCAAUCCUCCCAACGUAUCCAUGCUUGCAGCCUUCAGAUACUACCUCGUUUCGCAUCUCGCUCUCGAAGUACCUCGAAGCAUUACGACAUAGUAGCAUAUAUCCAAGCCAUGCAGAGAACAAAGCUAAGAGUAGCGAAGGCAAGCGAUUAUCACCAGGCUCGGCCAUAUCGGGGGCAGCCUGGUGGUGGAAGGACGUCGUUGUCCGUCGUUCCUUACUAGAGGAGUGCUGUGGAAACCGGUUUGAACGGUUGAUUCUGGCCCUAUCGACGCAUGCGCUUCUCAAGUGUACUCUCGGGUCCCGCUCAAGCUCACCGCCGGAACAAUUGGAUAGUUCCAGACACCUCGUAUGA